Messenger RNA from Nothobranchius furzeri (turquoise killifish), 5268 nucleotides. It is a transcript of the gene hdlbpa, whose product is annotated as high density lipoprotein binding protein a. Gene Ontology annotation, molecular function: mRNA binding. Gene Ontology annotation, cellular component: cytoplasm; nucleus. Lineage: Eukaryota; Metazoa; Chordata; Actinopteri; Cyprinodontiformes; Nothobranchiidae. The record is from RefSeq and is a predicted model, not a curated record.
AGGAUCUGUCACUCCCGGAAACGAGAAGUCGGUUCGUAACCGGACUCUGGGACGUGACGUGACGUCAGAGGACGUGAUUGGUGGCUGGUUCCGCUAUAUAUCCGUCAGGCUUCACUCCCACUUUCUCGCCAGUGGAAUUUCAUCUCAGCUCCUGCACCUUCAGGGCAGACGAGAACAUAAAAUAAGCAAAAGCUGGCAGGCUGACGGGAACUUGCAUUUUACAGGACGGAUUAUCUGGUAACUGACCAUUUAGCUGUGUCACACUCGGACUCUGUGAACGUGGGAUUUUAACCAUGAGCUCAGUCGCCGUACUUACGCAGGAAAGCUUCAAAGAGCAUCGUAGUGGACUCCUGCCAGAGCAGAAAAAAGCUGCUGGAGGUCCCGGUGCUGAUGAGGAGGAACUUCCUACCUACAAGGAUGCCUUUCCACCUCUGCCUGAGAAAGCGGCAACAACUGAGGGGACCCAGGAGCCUGCCAAUGCCUGGAUUAAGAUUCGUCCCCUGAAGUCUUCUGUCAUCACCCAGGUUUUCCAUGUGCCGCUAGAGGAGCGCAAGUACAAGGACCUCAACCAGUUUGGGGAAGGAGACCAAGCAAAGGUCUGCGUGGACAUCAUGCAGAAGACUGGAGCCCAUCUAGAACUCUCCUUGGCCAAAGAUCAAGGUCUCUCCAUCAUGGUUUCUGGAAAGCUGGAAGCUGUGAUGAAGGCCCGCAAGGAGAUUGUGUCCCGACUGCAGACUCAAGCUUCAGCUACUGUUGCCAUCCCUAAGGAACACCAUCGUUUUGUCAUUGGCAAAAAUGGGGAGAAGCUUCAGGAGCUAGAGCUCAAAACUGCCACCAAAAUCCAGAUACCACGACCAGAAGACCCCAGCAAUCAGAUAAAGAUCUCUGGUACCAAGGAGGGCCUGGAGAAGGCUAAGCAUGAGAUCCUGUUGAUCUCUGCUGAGCAGGACAAGCGUGCUGUGGAGAGAGUGAACAUAGACAAGGUGUUCCACCCCUUUAUCACCGGUGCCUAUAAUAAGUUGGUAGGAGAGAUGAUGCAGGAGACCGGUGCUCGCAUCAACAUCCCCCCGCCAAGUGUAAAUAAGACGGAGAUUGUCAUCACUGGGGAAAAGGAGCAGGUGGCCCUUGCUGUAACUCUGAUCAAGAAGGUUUAUGAAGAGAAGAAGAAGAAUACCACCACCAUUGCAGUGGAGGUGAAGAAAUCCCAGCACAAGUAUGUGGUUGGUCCCAAGGGAAAUACCCUGCAGGAGAUCCUGGAUAGAACUGGUGUUUCGGUUGAGAUCCCACCCUCUGACAACGGCUCAGAAACUGUCAUCCUUCGUGGGGAGCCAGACCGUCUGGGUCAGGCUCUUACUGAAGUUUACGCCAAGGCCAACAGUUACACUGUUUCCUCGGUGUCGGCUCCUUCUUGGCUUCAUCGUUUCAUAAUUGGCAAAAAGGGACAGAAUUUGGCUAAGAUCACCCAACAAAUGCCCAAGGUGCACAUCGAGUUUACUGAAGGAGAAGAUCGAAUCACCUUGGAGGGUCCAACUAAAGAUGUGCAAAUGGCGCAGACUCAAAUCGAAGCCAUUGUUACAGAUUUGGUAAGCCGAAUGGACUACACGGAAAUUACUGUGGAUCCCAAAUUCCAUCGUCACCUGAUUGGGAAAGGAGGAGUUAACAUCAACCGCAUCAAAGAGCUGCACAAGGUGACUGUCCGCAUACCCCCCGACAACGAGAAGAGCAACCUCAUCCGUAUCGAGGGGGAUCCUCAAGGUGUGCAGGAAGCCAAGAAGGAGCUGCUUGAGCUAGCGUCGCGCAUGGAGAACGAGCGUACAAAGGACUUGAUCAUCGAACAUCGUUUUCACAGAGCCAUCAUCGGCCAAAAGGGAGAGAAGAUAAAGGAAGUGCGGGACAAAUUUCCAGAGGUCAUCAUCAACUUUCCUGACCCGGCACAGAAGAGCGACAUCGUUCAGCUUAGGGGCCCACGGACCGAGGUGGAGAAAUGCUCCAAGUUCAUGCAGAAGAUCGUAGCUGAAAUGGUGGAGAACAGCCACUCGGUCUCCGUCCCAAUCUUCAAACAGUUUCACAGAAACAUAAUUGGGAAAGGAGGCUCCAACAUCAAGAAGAUCCGAGAAGAAACUAACACCAAAAUUGACCUUCCUGCUGAGAACAGCAACUCUGAGAUGAUCAUCAUCACGGGCAAAAAGGCAAACUGUGAAGCUGCCCGGAGCCGCAUCUUGGCCAUCCAGAAGGAGCUGGCCAACAUCUCAGAGAUCGAUGUGUCCAUUCCCUCCAAGUUGCACAACUCCUUGAUCGGAUCAAAGGGCCGUUUGGUGCGCUCCGUCAUGGAGGAGUGUGGUGGCGUUCACAUCCACUUUCCAACUGAGGGCUCUGGGAUUGAUAAGGUCACCAUCAGAGGGCCUGUGGAGGAGGUGGAGAAGGCAAAGCAGCAACUGCUUGCUCUAGCAGAGGAAAAGCAAACGAAGAGUUUUACUGCUGAGCUGCACGCCAAGCCGGAGUAUCACAAGUUUCUCAUUGGGAAAGGUGGCGGAAACAUCCGUAAGGUCCGUGAUAGCACUGGUGCCAGGAUAAUCUUCCCCACUUCAGAGGAUAAAGACCAGGAGCUCAUCACUGUUGUUGGAACAGAGGAAGCAGUGAAGACGGCUCAGAAGGAACUGGAGGAGCUCAUCAAGAGCUUGGACAACGUUGUGGAAGACUCUAUGAACAUUGACCCCAAGCACCAUCGCUACUUUGUGUCUCGCCGUGGCCAAGUCCUCAGGGACCUGGCCGAUGAGUAUGGUGGUGUCAUGGUGAGCUUCCCUCGCACAGGCUCUCAGAGCGAUAAGGUCACCCUUAAAGGAGCCAAAGAAUGUGUGGAGGCGGCCAAGAAACGCAUGCUGGAGAUCAUCGAUGACUUGGAUGCUCAAGUGACCAUCGAGUGUGUGAUUCCUCAAAAGUUCCACCGUUCUAUCAUGGGUCCCAAAGGCUCCCGCAUUCAGCAAAUCACCAGAGAUCACAGCGUGCAGAUUAAAUUUCCAGAUCGAGAGGAGCAACAAGGUAAAGGCAGCGCAGCUGCUCCUGCAGAAGCUCCUGUUCAAGAGAAUGGAGAGACUGAUGGUGACGUAAAGGAACCAGCUGAUCCAAACGCUCCUAAAAAGUGUGAUGUGAUUUUGAUUUCUGGUCGCAAAGAGCGCUGCGACGCUGCUGUGGAAGCACUGAAGGCCUUGGUUCCAGUCACCAUUGAGGUGGAUGUGCCUUUUGAGCUUCAUCGUUACAUCAUUGGACAGAAGGGAAGCGGAAUUCGCAAAAUGAUGGAUGAAUUUGAGGUAAACAUCCAAGUGCCUGCUCCUGAGCUGCAGUCUGAUAAAAUUGCGAUCACUGGCUUGGCCACCCACCUCGACCGCGCCAAAGAAGGUCUGUUGGAGCGUGUCAAAGAGCUGCAGGCUGAGCAGGAGGAUCGGGCGCUCAGGAGCUUCAAGCUGACCAUCACUGUGGACCCAAAGUAUCACCCCAAAAUUAUUGGCCGCAAGGGCGCCAUUAUUACCAACAUUCGCACAGAGCAUGAUGUGAACAUCCAGUUUCCAGAGAAGAAUGAUGAAAACCAGGAUCAGAUAACAAUUACAGGGUAUGAGCAGAACGCCAUCGCUGCACGAGAUUCUAUCCAGGCUAUUGUGGACGAGUUGGAGGAGAUGAUCUCGGAGGACAUCACCCUUGACAGCAGAGUCCAUGCCCGCAUUAUUGGAGCUCGAGGAAAGGGUAUCCGCAAGAUCAUGGAGGAGUUUAAGGUUGACCUCAGGUUUCCACAGAGUGGAGCUGCCGACCCAAACCAGGUGACGGUGAUUGGACGCCCUGAGCUUGUGGAUGAAGCCAUUGAUCAUCUCCUUAACUUGGAGGAGGAAUAUCUGGCAGAUGUUGUUGAGAAUGAGGCAAAGGCGGCGUACAUGAGGCCCUCCAGCAGUAGUGCUGCUGCUAUGGAUGAACGAGGCCCGUCAAAAGGUUUUGUGGUGAGGGAGGCUCCCUGGGCCACCGGUAGUGAGAAGGCCCCGGACAUGAGCAGCUCCGAAGACUUCCCGAGCUUUGGAGCUCCAGUACAAGCAAAGGCUUCACCCUGGGGACCCAAGCGCUUCUAAGCCAUGCUGCUACAGAUUGGCCCAAACGUUAGUAAUCACCCUCCCUGUUAUCAUCCCCCUCCUCCACCUGUUGACCCGGACUGUCCGCUGACCCUCAAGUCUUCAGUUGUGAGAAUGUCUCCUCUUCCAGAGUCGGUUUGAACAAGUGCUUUCAGAUAUUCAUUUGUGAACUUUGUAUCUGUCUUGUGCUUAAAAGUGACAGGUGUUGCAAUUAAGCCUACCAAGGACUGGUUAAAUGUUUAGAGCAGACAUUUCAUUGUGGUUUGAACAGUUGCUUGAUUUCAUUUAUGUACUUUAAAAUCCUUUUGCUCAGACGUGGAACUGUUAUACCAAAUUGUUGGGGGGGAGGGAGUCGGCUGUUUCACAUAAGCUGCCCUUAGUUGCCUUUUGCAGGAAGGGGUAAAGGGACUCGAAUGCUGCCACUCAGCUGGCCAAGUAACCCACCUCUUCCUGCUUUUUCCAUGUAGCAGAGUAAAGUAGUCUUCUCGUGGGUCCCUUAGCACACUGUCGUGGCUGUCUUGUCCUACCAUCUGCUUGUAACCUGCCUUGUAGCCUUAUGAGUUGGUACAAACGUGGGAGGGGGGUGUAGCUCGCUUUGAGCCGCAGCAGGAUGAAAUCCACUCAAACUGCCAGAUGUUUGUGGAGAUAAUGUCACACCUUGAUGUUGUACAACACUAGGCUAGCACUCCACUGCAUCGAACGUCACACUAAUUUUUGAAUGGACUUAAAAGUAAAUCACUCUACAGAAGAAAAUGACCAUGCUGUGCCAACUGUCUGUCUAGUGGUGUGUUCUUCGCCCUCUGUAUCGGGUCAGUGUCCAGUCCUUUUGUCUUCCAGUUGCAAUGCAGGUUGGUCUGUUGAAUAGCAAUGGUUCCUUUUAUCAGCCUUAAAACUAGAAGGAUACAAACCAGCUAGUCGGUGCCGAGGUGCUUUUCAACCAGACAACAGGAAUGUUCCAUUUCUGAACAUCUCUCCUGUUGUCAGGAGUUCAUGUUUAGCAUCUUAGCUGCUAACUCGACAUCCUGCAUCCACAUACCUGGUUGAGGUCCUUCUCGUGUUGAAAAGAUUUAUGCAACUACCAUUGAAGUGAACGGUUGUGGACAACACUGGAGAAAUUGUCCAAAUACAAAAAAAAAUCAUUAAAAAAAGUAAAUCA